GCUCGCGGCUUGUUCCUGCUCUGAUUCACUAUUUUUUUCAUUCUACAACCAGGCCCGGCAGGGAGUGGGCAUGCAAGAUGGCGGCGCGGUGGGGAGCUGCCGAGGAGACUCUAACAGCGUGCAAUAUGGACAUUUUCCCCCUGGAAACACUAGGAGAGGCUGCAGGGAUCGGCUCCAGUGAAAGUCUCCAAAGCUGCAUAGAUCCCUCCCUACUUUCCAUCUUUGAGGACUUACCGACGUCAGAGACUAAAGGCCUAGAUGAGGAGAGCGAGGCCUCGCUGCUGACAGCUUUGACGGAGAUACUUGAUAAUGUGGGUGAUGAGAACCUGUCCCCCUUUGACACUCUGCCUGAUGCUGACCUGCUGUCUAAAGGCAGGGAGCACUCGCCGCUCAGGAGAAUGCUAUGCCUGUCUCGUUCACCUCAGAAAGAUUCGCUAUGCAGCACCAGACUGAUGUCAGGUGGAAAGAACCUGUCCAGAAUGAAGGCAGACUCUGUCCAGAGGAGUGAUGGGGAGGAAGAGGAGGACAGCUCCUUCACUCAGAGCCCAGAGAGGGACGAGUCCUCUCCAGACCUCCCUGGCUGGGAAGGUCUGCAGUUACCCCUCCCUUUGAUGUUGGAGCACGAGGACGACGACGGUCUUUCAGUCAGCCUCGGGGAUCUGGUCAGGCACAUGCACCCAUACUGCAUGGCCAUAUCCGUGGAGAACGAGGAGGGCGAGCAGAUGCUGCCUGAAGGGGGCAUAGUGUUGGAGGUUGUGGACCAGGGAGAAAAUGGAGAACCCAUCUUUGCCAUCCCAAACAUUGAACCUUCCUUUUCCCUUGAUCUGCCACCCCUACAGCAAGAGGAAAGGGAAGCAGCAGCUGUAGAAGAGGAGUCAGGUGACAGCUCAGAGCAUAUAGUAGUGGAUGAUGAAGACGAUAUUCCCUUCAGAAAGAACUGUGAAAUUGCUGCUGCAGUUACUCAAGUUGCACAUUUAGAAGCGAAGAAUGAAGUUGUUAGGAGUAAGAAGGAGAGAAAAAUGAAAAGCCCUUCGAGGAGGAAAAAGAAAUCCAAAGAGAACCAGCAGCCGCCGGCGCCUGUAGAAGGAAGGGUCCUCAGGAGUGGCAGGGUAAGAAGGGUGGCGGCCAUCCCCCCCAAAAAUCCUGAGAAAAAGGUUGUGGAAGAAAAGGUACAGAAAGGUCCAAAGGCUCCUGCUCCACCAAGGCCACCUCCGAAACCUGAAGAUGUAAAAGAAUCUAAAAAAAAGAAGGAAAACUCCACAGCAGCCCCGCUUCCUGAAAAGACAGAAAAAGUUGUCCCACCGCUGUUGAUCAGACGGAUCACCACCCCUGCAGCCAAUGAGACGCUGCUCACUUGCCCAGCCACAGCUGAGAGCUCCCAGCAGCUCAGUGAAGCACAAACACCUCCUCCGGCUUCAGCCGCAGGAGAAAAAACUGGAGGCUCCUCUACACCUCCCUCUGCUUCCCUCCCUCCAACAUCCUCAGAAAGCCCUAAACCUGCUGCUGCUGAGCUCCCCCCUCCUAUCAGCAUUACCCCUCCAGUCCCAGAACCCAAACCCAAGUCGCUCAGUCUUGAGGAGUACAGAAGACUGCGGCAGCAGAAAAAGCCCGCUCCAGUGGAAAAACCAUAUGAGAGCAUCACCAAGUGGCCAAGCCUUCCAGAGGCCCCCAAGGAGCUCCCCCCUAUACCCCACCUGCCUGACCCCAACCCCAGGGACCCGAAACGUGUCGCCCCCCAGGCAGCAAAGAAAGAUGAGGAGGUGGAGGUGAAACCUGCCUGGCAGCCAAGGGGACCCUGUGCACCCCCCACCCCCCAGGCUCUGUUGCAGCCACCAGCCUACAUGAUUUCUUCAUCCAGCAAAUCUUCAGCUGCUGCUCCUAAACCCCAGCAAACCCAGGAUCCCUCCAAACCACCCCAAAUGUCCCCAACUGCUCCCCCUGAUUCAGCCAAUGCUUCAGCCGCACCCCCUCAAACCUCUGCCAAGCCCACUGAUCCCCGUGUGCCUCGGAGCUUAGCUCCUCCUGCACCUUCAAAGCCUUCAAUCCAAGCAGACAGGAUGUGUUCCUCUCCUAGUUCAGGAAGACAAGCUGAGUCUGUGAAUCCAAAGUCUGUACAGGACACUAGAGUCUGCCCCAAAACCACUACAAAUAUAGAAAACCCCGGUGCUGCUGCUGGGUCAGUCCCCAGUGUCUCUGCCGUUUCCCAGAAGAUUCCUGGGGUCGCUGUUUCUACCUCAAGUGGUCCACCCACAUCGGAUAGAAAGAUCCCCAAACCCAAAGAGCAAAGCACCCCCCCAUGUGCUGCACCCUCUUUGGGUUCCCAUAAUCGCAUAAACCAUCCUGCUGUGGCGGCUUCUAAAGAGAGACCUGCUGCAGCCCAGAAAGCAAACGGUGACACUCAGGCGCUGAUUCAAAUGUUUACCAGUGAAAUGGGUAUUGAGGCUGCUGACAUGACCAGUUUACUAGAGCGGUUUGAGGAGACACAAGCAAAAGAAAAAUGUGUGCCGGAGGUCUCUGGUAGAGCAGCAGCUGUAGGAAACUCGAGAGCUGCAGUGGUUCCAGAGAAGGCUGUAAUGAAGUGUGCAGGCACUAAUGACCUCCCAUGCAAUGCCGCUCUGGUUUCAAAGACUACACCCCCCAACCAGAUGUGGAAACCUCUGGCCCCCUUGACUCAGUUGGGAAAAUCUAAAACCUCUGAAGCAUCAAAGCCCAGCCCCUCAAAGGUGAUCCAGAUAGAGGCACAGCCUCUACCCCUAUUUAGGUUGCGUAGUAAAGCCACCCCUGCUGCUGCCCCAAUUUCCCCAGAUCUAGCAUGCAUGGAUCACGACUAUUGCCUCUCCAACAAAAGCGUUUCCCCAGGCGAGCCAAGCAAGUGCUGGAAUGUUAAACAGCCAUCUGCCUUCCCCAUUAAACCGGUUAACCAGAACCCUUCAGGCCCAACACCCACGCCACCUCCUGUCUCCGCUGCAUCAACCCAGUCUACCACAAAUUCUGAGAUUUUAUCUAUAACACAAAAUUGUCCACAAGCCUCUGUGAAUGAAAACAUGGAAACCGAGGCAGGGGAGUGCUCUGGUACAGAGACUCCUAAUGCUUCUCCAUCCCAGCAGGAAUGUGUCACAAGCCCCAGAAGAAGACCAUCAGCAAGGUCCUACCGCCGGUAUGUUGAUUCUCCGACCCCUAGUCCCAGUUGCAGUCCCAAAGAAAGAACUCGAGGGCGGUCAAGAAAAAGAUUUUACCGCUCCCCUAGCCCAGCGUCUAGCUGCUCAGACAGCUAUUCCUCUAGAUCUCGAUCUAGGUCCAGAUCUCCACAGAGGAAAAGGUAUCGACGUCGGAAUUCAGACAGCAGUCGAAGCCCCUCCUCCCAAUCCUCUUCCCACUCGUCUCCCUCUUGGUCUCGGUCCCCUCCCAGGAGGAGGAAAUACUCCUACUCCUCCUCACGCUCUGGAUCUUGGAGCCGUUCUAGGUCGCGGUCUCUGUCUCCUCAAAGACGAGUUCAGUGGAGUGGAAGCAUGGGGUUGCACAGCCCCUCAUACAGACCAAGAGGCCUUCAUGGAACAAAGACAAAUAUUGAUGAGACAAAAAGACGCAAGGAGAAAGCUAUUGAAGAGAGGCGGGUCGUUUAUGUUGGCAAAAUUCGGGGAAGCAUGACCCAAAGAGAGCUCAGGGAGCGCUUUUCUUUAUUCGGUGAAAUUGAGGAAUGUACCCUGCACUUUAGAGAACACGGGGAUAACUAUGGGUUUGUGACUUAUUACAACACCAAGGAUGCGUUUACAGCCAUUGAAAAUGGCAGCAAGCUGCGCAAACCUGACGAGCUUCCCUUUGAUCUCUGUUUUGGUGGAAGGAGACAGUUCUGUCAGUCCAGCUAUGCUGACUUAGAUUCAAAUAGAGAGUAUGACCCCUUGCCUACAAAAGGCAAGUAUCACGCACUAGACUUCGACACCUUACUGAAGCAGGCUCAGCAGAGCCUGAAGAGGUAACAUGAGGUCUACGAUGGGAAGCUGCUGACGCAUACCUCAGGCGACUGGUGUCUGCAACUGCAAAAAAUGUUUUAUUACAUUUUGGUUGCUACACUGUGCUUAUUUUGUUUCUCAAGGCUAACACCUUCUAUUGAAGUGAGAAUUUAUAAUGAAACUUAAAAAUGAGUUUAAAAAAAAAUUAACAGAUGGAGAAAAGAUUUUUUUUUUAAGUUUAUUUAAAUGUACAAUUAAAUUUCAAUUGUAUGAGGGAAUGUUUAAAGUCGAAAAGGAGAGGAACUACCUUAUUUUCAGAAGAGCAUGUAAUGCAAUAAAUGUACUACAAGCUUGAAUAAAAAAGUAAAAUGGU
Cyprinodon tularosa is the source of this 4323-nucleotide messenger RNA. It is a transcript of the gene pprc1, whose product is annotated as PPARG related coactivator 1. Gene Ontology annotation, biological process: positive regulation of transcription by RNA polymerase II. The record is from RefSeq and is a predicted model, not a curated record. Bases 78 to 3977 code for a protein of 1299 amino acids. Gene Ontology annotation, molecular function: RNA binding; transcription factor binding. Lineage: Eukaryota; Metazoa; Chordata; Actinopteri; Cyprinodontiformes; Cyprinodontidae. The transcript is spliced from 14 exons. Gene Ontology annotation, cellular component: nucleus.